This is a messenger RNA of Ilyonectria robusta, 1167 nucleotides long. RefSeq lists its product as uncharacterized. Bases 1 to 1167 code for a protein of 388 amino acids. The transcript has 2 exons. Gene Ontology annotation, cellular component: cytosol. NCBI's taxonomy places the organism in Eukaryota, Fungi, Ascomycota, Sordariomycetes, Hypocreales, Nectriaceae. The record is from RefSeq and is a predicted model, not a curated record. Gene Ontology annotation, molecular function: hydroxypyruvate reductase [NAD(P)H] activity; glyoxylate reductase (NADPH) activity; NAD binding.
AUGGCCGAACCCACCAACACGCCUGUGCCUGGAUCUACGCCUCGAGCUACCUCACCGGCCCCUCCAGUCCCUCUGUUCUCCCACCCAGGCUCCCCUCUCUCCUCAGCCAAGCUCGCCAUGUUGUCGUUAAAGCCCCGUGUUUUGCACAUUGGUGACCCAAUCAAAUACAACCCGGAUACCUAUGAUCGCUUCAGCGCACAGUGCGACGUCAUCCGACCGUCGACGGAGGAGCGUCAGCGGCCCGAGUUCAUCAAAGCGCUCAAGGAGGGGAGAUGGGGCGAAUUCCAGGCCAUCUUCCGCCCGUUCUGGGGCACUGGCGGCGAGAUGGGCAACUGGGAUGCCGAGUUGGUAGACUUGCUACCGGAGAGUGUCAAGGUGUUUGCGAGUGCGGGCGCUGGCUUUGACUGGGCGGACACGAAGCUACUAGGCGAACGAGGCAUUAUUUACUGCAACUCUGGACUGGCAGCAUCCGACGCGGUGGCCGACUUCUCCAUCGCCAUGAUCAUCUCCACCUUCCGCCAGAUCCCAUGGUGCAUCUCCUCGGCCACGUCCAACGACGAGGCUGACUUCCAGACCUGCCACCGUGACGUCACAGCUCAGGCUCACAACCUACGUGGUCAGGUUCUGGCCUUUAUCGGUUUCGGCAACAUUGGCCAGCAAAUUGCCUCUAGAUGCUAUCACGGCUUCGGCAUGAACAUCCAGUACUACGACGUUUUCCCCAAGCCAGCCUCCAUCACUGAGCCUCUCAAAGCCAAGGCCCAUGACAGUCUCGAGAGCCUCCUCAGCGUUGCCGACUGUGUCAUUCUGUGCACGCCCGCGGGUGACGGCGCACUCAUCAACGAGGAUUCCCUGAAGCUUUUCCGCAAGGGCUCACGCUUCGUUAACAUUGCGCGCGGCAGCCUCGUCGACGAAGACGCCCUAUCCAAAGCACUCGAAGACGGCCAGAUCUCAACGGCUGCCCUCGACGUUCACGCCAACGAACCCGCCGUACACGCUGGCCUGCUGGGUUUCGCUCGCAAAGGUCGCGUGAUGCUGACUUGCCACAACGCCGGCGGCACUGUUGAGACGCACCAGGGCUUUGAGGAGCUGAGCAUGCGGAACAUCAUGGCUGUGUUGAGCGGCGGUGAUGCCAUCUCACCGGUCAACAUGCACUACCUCAAGCGGUAG